GUUUCAAACUUGAUAAAAAAAAGAACAACAUAUUUUCUUUGGUUUCUUUUGUGUUUUUUGUUUCUAUAUAUAUGAACGUACCCAAUUGAAAACCCAUCAAUAUUUUCCACCAAAGUUUCAAACUUGAUCCCAAAAAAAAACAACAUAUCUUCUUUGGUUUCUUUUGUGUUUUUUUGUUUCUAUAUAUGAACAUACCCAAUUGAAAACCCAUCAAUAUUUUCUUCCAAAGUUUCAAACUUGAUCAACAAAAAAAAAAUUCAAAAACAACAUAAGCUUCUUUAAUUUCUUUUGUGUGUUUUGUUGUCUAUAUAAUUACAUGAACAUACCCAAUUGAAAACCCAUCAAUAUUUUAUACCAAAGUUUCAAACUUUAUCAACAAAAAAACCAAACCAAACAAAAAAACAUCAUCUUUGGUUUCAUUGUUAAGGUUGUUUUUUGUGUUUGAAAAUCUUUUGAAAUGGAUUUAUGUUGGGGAAGAAGAAGGAAGAACAAGAAAAGUGGAAAACCCAACAUGGAAAUUGUGAUUCCAAAUCAGUUUAGGUGUCCAAUUACUCUUGAUUUGAUGAAAGAUCCAGUUACAUUGUCAACAGGAAUCACCUAUGAUAGAGAAAGUGUUGAAAGAUGGUUCAAUGAAGGAAACUAUACUUGUCCUGUCACAAAUCAAGUUGUGAGAAAUUUUGACAUGAUUCCAAAUCAUUCUCUUACUAGAAUUAUUCAAGAUUGGUGUGUUGAAAAUAGAAAAAAUGGUGUAGAGAGGAUUCCAACGCCGAGAACACCGAUUAGUCCUAUCGAUGUGUUGGAGCUUCUUUUUCGGGUUAAGGAUUCGUCGAAAAAUUUGGAUCAAUAUGGUUGUCUUGAAUUGGUUAAAAAAAUAGAAAAAUGGGGUGGUGAGAGUGAGAGGAACAAAAGAUGUAUAGUUGAGAAUGGAGCAACAAGUGCAUUGGCUUUAGCUUUUGAUGCUUUUGCUAAUGAUUCUAUUGAGAAAAAUGUUGUUGUUCUUGAAGCGAUUUUGUCAGCACUUAAUUGGAUGUUUCCACUUCAAGUAGAAGCUCAAAAAAGUUUAGGAUCUAAAGCUUCUUUACAUUGCAUGAUUUGGUUUUUAAAGCAUCAAGAUCUUAAAGGGAAAGAAAAAUCAAUUGUUGCAUUGAAAGAGCUUCUUUCAUUUGGUGAUGUUAAUCAUGUGGAAGCACUUUUGGAGAUUGAAGGUGUUAAUGAGCUUUUGGUUGAGUUUAUUAACAAGAGAAUUAGUCCAACAAUUACAAAAGCUUCAUUGAGGGUAAUUUGGUACUUAGUUUCAUCAAAAAGUGAUUCUUGCAAUGAAAAAAUGAAAUUUUUAUUUGUUGAAUUGGGUUUGGUUUCUUCAAUUUUGAACAUUCUUAUUGACUCAGAAAAAAACAUUUUUGAAAAGGGUUUGGUUAUUUUGGAUUCACUAUGCAACAUUGAGAAAGGAAGAGAAAAAGCUUAUGAAAAUGACUUAACAAUUCCUUUGUUGGUUAAGAAAAUUUUGAGAGUUUCACCUUUGACUACAGAAUAUUCUGUUUCUUCUAUUUGGAAACUAUGCAAAUUUGGAGAAAAAGAUUAUGAAGGAAAAGCUUUGAUAGAAGCACUUCAAGUUGGUGCUUUUCAAAAGCUCUUAUUGGUAUUGCAAGUUGGUUGUAGUGAUGAGACCAAAGAAAAAGCAACUGAACUUCUCAAAUUGAUGAAUCCUUAUACAGAUUAUUUGGAAUGCAUUGAUUCAGAUUUCAAGAAUCUUGAGAGAUCAUAUUAAAGUUUCUUGUUAACAAAUGGAUCGAUAUAAAACUUUCUUGUUAACAAAUGGCCUAAAAGUUUUAUAUCUAGAUGAUUAAUUAGUAUUGUGUUAUGAUCCAUUUAUCUUUUAUAUCUAGAUGAUUAAUUAGUAUUGUGUUAUGAUCCAUUUAUCUUUUAUAUCUAGAUGAUUAAUUAGUAUUGUGUUAUGAUCCAUUUAUCUUUUAUAUCUAGAUGAUUAAUUAAUAUUGUGUUAUGAUCCAUUUAUCUUUUAUAUCUAGAUGAUUAAUUAGUAUUGUGUUA
Cicer arietinum (chickpea) is the source of this 2049-nucleotide messenger RNA. RefSeq names its product U-box domain-containing protein 21-like. Gene Ontology annotation, molecular function: ubiquitin protein ligase activity. NCBI's taxonomy places the organism in Eukaryota, Viridiplantae, Streptophyta, Magnoliopsida, Fabales, Fabaceae. The record is from RefSeq and is a predicted model, not a curated record. Gene Ontology annotation, biological process: protein ubiquitination.